AUGCAUCUCUCACUCUCCCACCACCUUUUCUCUAUCUCCACCCCUUCCAACCACAAAUCCACCACCAAAACUCCCAUUUCCUGCAACAUUCUACUCGAUCCAUCUAAGAAAACACUUCCAACGCCGCCGCCGCUCCUCCCACCACCUGCAUUCUCACCGGAAUCCGUUCCGCCGCCGCUGCUGAGCCCAGUUCAGAAACUAGCGGCGGCGGCCCUCGACGCAGUAGAGAACUCAAUCUUAAUCAAAUUAGAAAAGAACCGGAAACUGAACCCGAUGAUUGACCCGGCGGUUCAACUCGAAGGAAACUACGCACCGGUCCAAGAGCUCCCGGUUCAGCACGGCUUGGAAGUCGUCGGCACAAUCCCUAGCAGCGUCCAAGGCGUCUACCUCAGAAACGGCGGCAACACGCUGUUCCCGCCAACCGCCGGCCACCACUUCUUCGACGGUGACGGCAUGAUCCACGCCGUCACCCUAGCCGGCGGAAAAACCGCCAGCUACGCGUGCCGGUUCACCAAAACGAACCGGCUGCUCGCGGAAGCCAGUUUGGGAAAACCGUUCUUUCCCAAACCUAUCGGCGAGCUGCAGGGCCGGCUCGGGGUGGCCCGGCUCGCUCUUUUCUACACCCGGGCCGCAGUCGGUCUGGCCGACCUGGCCCAGGGCGUGGGCAUGGCCAACGUGGCGUUGACCUACUUCAACGGCCGGCUCCUCGCCCUGUCGGAGGACGACCUCCCCUACGUCGUCCGGAUCAGACCGGACGGCGAUCUCGAGACGAUCGGGCGGUACGAUUUCGACGGGCAGUUGGGAAAUUCCAUGAUUGCCCAUCCCAAGGUGGAUCCCGCCACAGGGAAUCUUUACUCAUUGAGCUACAACGUGCUCUCAAAACCGCACCUCAAAUUUUUCAAAUUCGACACGUGUGGCAAUAUGUCACGUGAGGUGGAGAUUUCCCUCCAACAGCCGACCAUGAUCCAUGACUUUGCGAUGACGCAAAGUCACGUGAUCAUCCCGGAUCAUCAAAUGGUUUUCAAACUAUCCGAGAUGAUCCGGGGUGGCUCGCCGGUAGUCUACGACACGAAUAAAGUUUCCCGAUUUGGGGUCAUGUCCAAAAAUGCCACCCACGAAUCCAUGAUCCAAUGGAUCGACGUACCUGAUUGCUUCUGUUUCCAUAUGUGGAAUGCUUGGGAGGAGGUCGACGAUCGUGGCCACGAGAUCGUUGUUGUUAUAAAUUCUUGCCUGACGCCGGUGGAUUCGUUAUAUUUUUCAGGCGGGGAUGAGCCGUUGAGGGCCGAAUUAUCCGAGAUCCGGUUAAAUUUGGAUACGGGUAGGUCGACCCGAAAGGUUAUUGUUUCUGGUAUAAAUUUGGAGGGCGGGCAAGUUGAUAAGCGACAGUUGGGUAAGAGAACUCGAUACGUAUACUUGGCUAUCGCUGAGCCGUGGCCGAAAUGUAGCGGCAUUGCUAAGGUCGAUUUGAGCACGGGGAACGUGGUCGAGUAUUUAUACGGGGGUCGAAAAUUUGGGGGCGAAGUUUGUUUCGUGCCCAAAAACGCGGAAGAGGACGAGGACGAGGACGAGGAAGAAGGGUUUUUAAUGAGUUUUGUGAGAGAUGAGGAGAGGGAAACAUCGGAGUUUGUGAUUUUGAAAGGUUCGAAUAUGAAGCAAGUUGCUUCAAUCAAGAUUCCGUCGCGAGUGCCGUAUGGGUUUCAUGGCACAUUUGUUAGUGCUCAAGAGCUAGCUAAGCAAUCGUUGUUUUAGUAAUGUAGUCUCAAUUAGUACUGCAUAAUUUAAUUAAUGAAUAUUGCAUGAUAUAA
Messenger RNA from Salvia miltiorrhiza (redroot sage), 1805 nucleotides. Its product is annotated as 9-cis-epoxycarotenoid dioxygenase NCED6, chloroplastic-like. The transcript has a single exon. Bases 1 to 1749 code for a protein of 582 amino acids. Gene Ontology annotation, molecular function: carotenoid dioxygenase activity. The record is from RefSeq and is a predicted model, not a curated record. Gene Ontology annotation, cellular component: chloroplast stroma. Gene Ontology annotation, biological process: carotene catabolic process. NCBI's taxonomy places the organism in Eukaryota, Viridiplantae, Streptophyta, Magnoliopsida, Lamiales, Lamiaceae.